UGGAUGUGUUUUGUGGUGCUGGGGGAGGGGGGAGCAUACUAAGUGUUUGUACUGAGUUUUCGACAUGUUUGUUGGUAUUUUGAGAUGUUGUAUGAUGUUUUAAGUGUAUUUUGGAUAAGUUUUAAGUGUUUUAAGAAGUACAUCGGUCUUACUGGAUAUAUAUGAAGUUGUAAUGAAAGAGAGAGUGAGCCGACAUGAAGGUAAAGCCGAAAUCUUCACCUUCUCGUCCCGUACUGACCCCGUAUUGUUAGGCUUAGCAUGUUGUGGACAUGAUGAGGCAACAGUGAAAUAACCCAGUAAACGUAUGCGUGGGAAAAUGAGAACCGGAAACUACUGCCGUGGAGCCAGGUGACGUCAAUUUGUGUGCUUUGCCUUGUGUGGCUGUAGAUAGACCAUGGCGUGUGUGGAGGGCAUCCUGAGCGAGGCGCGGGCAUGCUGCUGUGAGGGAAGGUUCAGGCAGGCGGACAGACUCUACUCGCAGGCUCUCAUUACACUUACAGCGCUCCAGGACACACAGAGUGCAUUGUUAGCACAACUGUACAACGAACGAGGUGUGUGUCGCUACAAGCAGGUGUACUUUGAUGAUGCAAUAGAGGACUACUCUCAGGCUCUGAAGCUGAAUCCUUCCCUGGCUGCUGCCCAUUACAACAGAGCCACCAUAUAUUACAGACUGUUUGCAUCUUACCCCAGAGGAAGCCAUGAGAGAGAAGAGUGGGUGCUGAAAGCCUUGUGGGACUUCCAGGAGGCUCUGAGGUACGACCCCAACAACAUUGAAUUCAAGGAAGGGUGGCAGAGCUGCAGGGAGGAGAUGGAAACAGAUGAUGAUGUGAAGGCCCUGAGUCUGGAUGGCGUGCCGCUGGCCAAGCUGGUAAAGCUGCUCUAUCUGCUAGACAACGGAGAUGAGGAAACAGGAACAACCGAACUGUACAAGCAGGAAAAUUCAAGAGCUGCUCAGAAAGCUAAGGAGACAUUUCAUCAAAUCCUAAUAUCAAGAGAAUACGGGCGUCGAGAAAUUGUCCAUUUGCUGCAGUGUCGUGCCAAAGAUUUGCUCAAACGUGAGAUCGUCAUUCUGCCAAAAGGCACUGAUGCAGCCGCCAGUAGUGUGAUGAAGCAUGACGAGGACCUGUUGAUUCUAGCAGAAGCCUGUCAUUACUUGGGUAUUGAGUAUGACCCUUCCUUCAUUGACAAAAUUGGGAAAGUUCAGGAAAAAAUGGAAUUGGAAGAUAAGGAGAAAGAAGGAAGCUUUUUCAUAUAUGCAGAAAAUCUUCUCAUGAAUCGCAUCUGUGAUUGUCUCACUUCUGACUAUGUAUACAAGUUGUUUUGUCUCUUCAUGCAUAGAUAUGGUGGCAAACUUGGACUGCAGGUGGACUCAGAUUUAGUGGAGCAAGAUAUGCUUGAGUAUGAAGGUAUUAAAGAAGCCUUGUUUUUCUUUGUAAUAAGAGUAAUGGAGGAGCAGAACUUGCUAAACCGUAUUUACACGGACAAACUGAGGGACAUCUUUGAAGGACUGCUGGAGGAGGCAGGAAGUGAUGAGAUUCUGUCCAUGGUCAUUCGCACAUUGAAGACUUACCCUGAGGAGUGCCAGCCACCAGGCCUGUGUAUUGUGUUCUGUGUCACUGAAGACAGAGAAGGUGCUGACAGUGAAAUUGUAAAGAUACAGAGUGUCUUUGAAGAUUGCUUCAAGUUUACUGUCAAGAUUGAAAGGAAUCCAGAUUGCGACACUUUUGAGAGAUACAAGAAAGAACUGGUGAAAACCAAGUAUAGAUACUAUGAUUCUUUGGUGAUUUGGUUUGUAUCUCAUGGAGAUGAAACAAACCUCAUACUUGCUGGAAAGGAGAUUUAUGAUAGGGAGAAGUUUAUUGAUGACUUUUCCUUAUUUAGCAGCUUUAGCAAGAAACCCAAAAUUUUCUUCAUGGCAACGUGUCGAGGAAAUAAACCCAUCCGUGCUGAUAAGCCAGGAAUGGGAACCAGCUCUGACUAUCAGAACAUUUCUCAAGAUGGCCUGCCAGGCAACAAAACAAGUGUUGCUGUAGCCAUGCGUGUUCCAGAAAACUUUCUGGACAUCUCCAAGAUAUACUACCAGAUGGACCGUCUUGUUGCGUAUGCCACUCUUCCCUCCAACAUUUCCUUCAGGCUCAAAGAUGAAGGUUCAGUGUUUGUGGACACAGUUUGCUCCCUUCUGGAAGGAAGCCAAGGAGAAAACAUCACCCAGGUGCUGGAGGGAGUCUCUCGCCUCAUUCACCAAAUUGUCUUCAAGAGUGAGGAAAAUAAGUUUGUUGGGAAGUCCAAGCAGGCAUGUUUCUAUGAGAGUACCUUGCAGAAGACCUUCCUUGUCCCAAAGGUGUAGAAUAGCUUCUCGGUCCACUUCAGCAUGAACUCUUUCUUGUAACCAUUGGGGAGUUUGUCAAGCAGUUCAAGGUAUGCAAAAAUUAUGUUUUUGUGUAGCAAAAUAUGCAAUACUGUUUUAAUUAACAUUUUUAACAGAAGAUUUGAUUGAUUGUAUUUGUAAUUUGUUAAUUUUUUAUUAGUAUUUAAAAGUGAGAUGGUUUGAUUUUUAUCUAAUCUGAAAGUGCUGUUGGAUGGCAGCCCAUGAGUACAUGAAGUAAUGUACAAAGCCCAGGGUUUGGCACUCAAGCUGCACAUUCACAGUGCUGGACACAAACAGUGAAUGGUUCAUACACAUGUGGCACCUGUCUCAUCAUUUGUGAUCUUGAUGGUGAUUAGGGACCUUCCUGUUUUUAUCAUAUUUAAGAUUUAGCAGCUCACCUUUCUUUGAAGUUUUGAUCUUGACUAUAUAUAUUGUGGCUGUUGUUCAGAUUAUGUUUUGAUCUUGAAGCUGAUUUUUAUGAUGUAUUGUUCAAAUCUGAGCAGGAUUGGGUUAAUUUUAAAUACUCCCAAUGUGUGUGUGUGUGUGUGUGUGUGUGUAUGAGUGAGUGAAUGUGAGUGUAAGUAUGAGAGUGAGAUUCAAUUCCCAGUGUUGAGGGUCACGCGCUGGACUUCUGAUUCCCAGUGGUGUCCUGCCAGUGAGAGCUUAGUGUGGUGUUGAGUAGUAGCAGUAGCAGAGUUGUAUUUAGCAUGGGGAGGCAGUGAUGAUGGGGGAAAAUCAUAAGAGAAUUUUUGUGCCAACACCUUCAGGGAGACAGUGCACUUAUGGAUGUUGUGAGUGAGUGGAGUUGAGUAGCACUAGUUGGUGGAUUGUGUGGAUGUGAGUAUUACACUAGGAGGUGGACUGUGUAAGUGGAUGGUAAUAGGUGGAUGUGGUUUGACAGUAAGAGAUGGACUGUGUGGAGAAGCAGUGACUGUUAGCUACAAGAGGUGGAUGUGGAGUGAUUGACAGUAGGAAGUGGAGUAUGUGGGUGGUGGGUGACUGGUGAUGGUUAGCAGUAAGUAGGACUAAGAUAUGUUUGAUUGACUUGUGAUAAUGGCUGAUGGUAGACAGAUGUAGAUGAUAGAGUUUGGUAAUGGAGAUGUACUCAAAAGUCAUGUUGGUUAUGAGAUGACCACGUGCCCUUUUGAUUCAUUCAAUAUUGGUAUCAGAUAUUUGUUUAGAAGGAUAUUUUGGUUAUGACUUGAAGAGGUUUGGUCUAAAGUAAAACAAAAACUAGUGAAGCAUGAGGUUGUGAAGAGGUGGAUGAGUGAAACCAAAGAGUGAGAUCUGAGAGGGAGACAAACUGUAAAGUGAAUAAGCAGAUUGGAUAAGUGUUGGUGGGAGAGAGAGAGAGAGAGAGAGAGAGAGAGAGAGAGAGAGAGAGAGAGAGAGAGAGAGAGAGAGAGAGAGAGAGAGAGAGAGAGAGAGAGAGAGAGAGUGACAGUCAGGGUUCUGAAGACAUGAUGAGAAAGGGACACAUUGAGACUCUAAAACUAUCCAACCCUGUAAAGAAAAAUAAUGACAUUUAGUGCAAUAAUAAAUAUGAUAAUGAGGUAAUGCCAGAACAGUACAAGAUAGUAAGAUAAUGCAAGAACAGUAAAAGAUAGUGACCUUUCUUUCAUCACCAAAAUUUUUAAGGAAGUUUGUGGAGAGGACAAAAAAUGUAGAUAUAUGUAUGGAUUCAGAACCUCAGCAUCAUUCUUAGGAGGAAUUGGAGCCCCUUAAUCAUCAAUCAAAUAAUCAAUCUCAGGAGGAAUGAGUUUGGCAUUAACUUAGCAUGGUAAACCUUGAAGUAAAUAUAAGGACCCAGUAUGAGAAUGUUAUGGCUUAAUUGUGAAGGAUGCAUAGUAAACCCUGGAUCCAAUAUGAGAUUGUUAUUGUUUAGUUGUGAUGGAUGCAUAUUAAACCCUUAACCCCUUCAGUACAAUGACACAUUUCCAUAUUCAUUGUGGUGACUAUCUGGUGAUUUUCUACGGCAUCACCAACUCAUGUGGGGGAUUAAAAUAGUAAAGACUGUGGCCAUUAAUCUGUAAGAGGUCAACCACGUACAUGUACGUGGAGUCUUUGCUUACUAUCUGUGGUCAAUCACGUACAAGUAUGUUCACCCCUUUCUCGGUUUCCAUGUGUUUGAAAUUCCCUCUAGCUUCAAUAUUUAUGUUCUUUGAAGUGUCUAGCAUAUAUCAGCACAGUUUCCUGCCAUUCUGACAUGGGUUAGUCAUCCCCCUCCCCCACCCCUCCCUGCUGCCUUGCCUUGGCGUGACCCAAAAAAACGGAGCAACAUUUGGUAUUACUGUCAUGAAUGUGAUGUAGCUCUAUGCAUUGAGCCUUGUUUUGAAGAGUAUCACACCCUGCUGCAAUACUAAAAAAACUUAGAUACUGAAAGAAAAAAUGAUAAACAAUAUUUUGUGGUAAACUGAGCAAAUUAUUUUUUACAUUAUAUUUACAGUAUUUACAAAUGUUUUUUGUAUUUUUCAUUUUAUAAAACAUGGAUUAAUUUAUGAAUAUAUAACCAUUAUACACAUGUCUCGUAGGAGAAAAAUAUCGAUAAAACAAUUAAAAAAACCUCAUUCAGAAGUUGUACACCUGGCAGCAUCACUGAGCGAGGUAAAUUUAAAGCUCCAGCUGGACAUUUAAAAAUGACAAUUUCAAAUUUUAACUCUUAUUCAAAUUUUAACUCUUAUUUUUACUUUUCUAUGCCCAUUUUGAGUUAUAUGGAAUAAAAAAAAAAAGUGGAGUUUUUGGUGACCUGGACGAGUAUUCGGAGGUAAAUCAGUGCUGACCUCUUACGGGUUAAUCUUCUUUAGAGAGCCAGCACUUAGGUGGGGCUUUUUUUAACUUUCUUUUUUUUUUUGCCCUUGGCUGGCCCUCUUCCCUACGUAAAAAAAAAAAAAAAGAAAUACACCCUUGCUAAUGUCAAUAAAAUGGACUAAUGGUACACAAAACUCAAAGUAAGAAUGUGUCCCAGUACUGAAGGGGUUAAGUAUAUAUAAGAACCCAGUAUGAGAUUGUUAUGGCAUAGUUGUGAUGGAUGCAGAGUUACAGAGCUGAGGUAUAAUGGUGUGGUGUUGUAGUGAAGGAAGGUGAGGGUGUUGGCCUGCCUCUGGUGAAAGCCAUGCGAUGUGUUACAGGUUUCCGUUGUAGAGCACACUUAUAUUUCAUGCUGAGUGUGGCUUGCAAAUUGUUAAAGUUCAAAGUAAGAUUAUUUUGACCCCUGUUGUGAUUUACAGAUGUAGAAAUCAGAUUUGCAAGAACGUAAAGAAAGAAAAUGAGGAAAGUAUGAGAUCUUUGGUUGGUGUGACUGAUGGAUAUUUGAUUUAUGUCCUUAAAUAAUUCCCCUGUAUUGGCAUUGAGAGGUUGGCAAGUACUGUAGAAGGAAGAGGUGGUGGUGGAAGGGUCUUUCCUGGCUGCCUCGUAUAAAUUGAUAUAUUAACUAGUACUAUAACACAACUCAAGCCUCUGAUAUUAACUCCUUCUCUGUGAUAGUUGUGGUAUUAUUUCCUUUUCAUUAUUAAUCCAGCAAUUGUUUUUCCCCCCUCUUUCUUUUCCAAACUGAAGUGUACUUGUGUGCUUGGUGAUUCUGCUCAGUUGAAGACAUUAAUGUAUAUGAUGAUGUUACUACUGUUGUAAUUGCACUCUUGUGGUUAAUCUAAUUAUUUGUCUUGUUCUGGAGUGUAGGGUUUUUCUAUAGUAAUUCAUGACAAAAAUUGAUGUUAUUAUGAGAAGUUAUGCAUUAUUUAUGUUUUGUGUAUGUGUGGUUUGUGUUAUUGAUGAUUUAUGUGUGAUGGGCUGCUCUCUUUCCUCUCAGUGUUUAGAGCAGAUUUUUUUUAUUUAUUUAUGUAUUGUUAUUUAUUUAUUUAUUUAUUUAUUUAUUUUUAUUUUUUCAUAUAAGAGAGAAGGCCAGAAAAGGACAGCAAAAUAAUGAAAAAACAAAAAAACAAAAAAGCCCCACAUGAGUGCUGGCUCUCUAAAAGAUAAGUGGAGAAUUAACCAAAAUUAGGGAGCAAAUGUCUUGGUACCUUCCUCUUAAAAGAAGUUAAGUCAUAGGAAGGUGGAAAUACAGAAGCAGGUAGGGAGCUCCACAGUUUACCAGAGUGUUAUUAUUCAAAGUUGUGAGUCCGUUCUAUAAGGUCUCGUAAAGUGGUUAUGUACUUAUAUGUAUCAUUCAUGCUGGGUUGCUCCUCCAGUCCCAGUGAGACAUGCUGGUCCUGACAGAACUAGGUGUCAUUGUCAGGAAUUACAAGUCACUUCAGAGAGGAAGUGUGACAAAAGUGAAAUGUAAUGAAGUGAUUUGCUGCCUGAUCUGGUUGUGGUGCAAUUGAGAUGCAGUUGUUCUGGUGUUGCUGCGCUGGUCGUGUCUGUGGUUUGUUGUUUGUCUCUGUGUUGCCAGUAUGAGAUUCCAAGAUGUGGGCAUUUGUUAUUCAGUGCUAUAUAAUUUACACAAAAUGCUAAUAUUAGUUUUAAGUUGGUCUGUAAUGAUAUUUACUAAGGUGUUGUAGCAGUUGUUCUUUUAAGUUUUACAGUUCUAUCUUAUCUCAAGAAAUUAUUGUAUUUUAUUUGAUUUUAUUCAUGUUUUGGCAGUUUUUCCCUCAGAAUGAAAGGCAGACUAUUUUUAGUCUAUUGCAAGUAUGCACAUGUGCACACGUGUGUGCACACACACACACACACACACACACACACACACACACACACACACACACACACACACACACACACACACACACACACACACACACACACACACACACACACACACACACACACACAGAUGUACAAGAGGGCAGGAAUGCCAGCCCCAUGGCUUUGCUGAACUGCAAGGUCACAUUUUUGUCUUCAACUCCCUACCUUCCCUCUCCGCUGUGAGCCAAGCCUGCUGAUCCCUACAGCACCGGCCUGCUAUAGAGAAUUAUUGCCAUACGUAGAUAAUUGUUACUAAUGAAAAUAUGUGAAAAGUCUAUGAAAAUAAGAAUUUUUAACAUUUUAUAUUUUUAAAGAAAGAAUAGCUAUACAUACAUAGGUAUAUAUUUUCCAAGGUACAGUAAAUCUCAACAGCUACAGUAGUUGUAUAUUGAUGUGCUACAGGUUCUGUAUCCUCCUCACCACAUGUGUGUAGCUCUGUAUGCCAGGUGGAGGAGCUAAGCAAUACCUCACCAUAGCUUCCCUGCACAGUAUUUUAAGAGGGGUGGAGGGGUGCCCCUGUACAAUCUGCUAACCCCUAAGUACAGACACACACUUGCUGAACUAUAAAGGCUGUAUUUUCAAAAACUUUUCUCAAUGGAACUGUUUUCAAGGACAGAUUAUUUGGGUUUUCAAGUGUUCCUUUUGACUGACCGUGCUGAAGCCUUGGUAAACUAUUAGAAUCACGAGAACACUUGAAAAUUCAGUAACUUCCUUUAGAGCUUGUGGAAAGUCGAGAUGCAGAAGUGUUUGGAAAUAUGGCCCAGACUUGUUAGCUGAGGAGUUUUGCAAUACCUGGUGAGAGAGAGAGAGAGAGGAUACCUAGGAUACCUGUGGCAACCUGUGAUAUAAAAGAGUCAAGAGUCAUUAUAUACAUAGAUGGUUUUGUUACUUUUUGCAGUUAAGACACAUUGUUGGUGUUGUGCUCAAGUUGUAUUUGUGUAUAGUCAGUUGUUACCAGUCAGGAUUCCUUACAACCCUCCCCCCUCCAGUCAGUUUGUGCUUUGAGUUCAUUGUAUUCCAGUUACCAGUUUGUUUUUGAGUGCAGUAUAUGAAAAUCCCCAGUUACUGUAUGGAGUUUGAAAUUAGUGUACCAGUGGCAAUAAUUUAUACUCCCAUGCAUAUCAUCAUCCAGUCCGUGCAUGGAACACUGAAAUAUUAUGUAGUGUCGCCAUGCAGUACAUCCUCAAAGGUUCAUCUGUGAAUAUUCCCCUCAAAACAAAUAGUCUUGUAUGUUUCCCCAAAAGUUGAACCUAACUAAACCUUACCAGACUGAACUUAACAUAAUAUUCCUCACCUGAACUUACAAGCCAAAUUUAACUUAACCUUAAUCUUACAACCUAGCAUAACAUAACUUAACUUGUUCUUUCACAAACUUAGCAAACUUAAUCAUGCACGAUUCCCUACUUAACCAAAAUAACCUAACAACCUAAUCUUAUCCAACUUUACCUAACUUACUACAAAUUAAUCUUAUGUAACCUAAUCUGACAUAUAAACUAACCUAAACUGAACUUAAUUUUCCGUACCUGACUCAACUUCUUCAAAACCUAACGCAACCUUCCAUAACCUUAUUAUUUUGCCUAACCUAACCUAACUUGCUCAUUCCUUAGCUAAUCUAACUUGCCUUGCUUUAUCCUUAUCCUAACCUCAACCAACCCAACCCAACCCAAUCCAAUCCAAUCCAAUCCAAUCCAAUCCAAUCCAAUCCAAUCCAAUCCAACCCAACCCAACCCAACCCAACCCAACAUAACCCAUCGAAAUGCAACCCAACCCAUCUCAAUCCAACCCAACCCAACCCAAACCAACCCUACCUAACCCAUCCAAAUGCAACUCAACCCAUCUCAACCCAACCCAACCCAACCCAACUCAACCUAACCUAACCUAACCUAACCUAACUUCAUGUAAUUUAUCAUGGAGGGAAGUUAUUUAGGGAGGAACCACAUGAGGGAAGUAUAGUCUACUCUAUAAAAAUUAGUUUUGCUACUCAUAAUAUUUGUUGAGUUAUCAUUACCCAUUCACAAAAGCAGCACAGGAGAGUCUACAGUUAAUUAUUUGGUAGUUCUUUUGGUGUUAUUGUGGAGAAGUGAAGAUAUUGUUGCAUUUUGAGUACUCUUGAUUGAAUUUUUAGCAGUUUGUCUAUUUUUGUGUUGAUUUGGUGGUAGAGACACGAAAGUAGUUACAUUUAUGAGUAUUUUAAUUCACUCUUAGUAAUCUGUAUUUUGUAUUGAUUGACAGGUAGGAAAAUUAAAAUAAUAUUGAUUGGGUAUGUUAAUUUGCAGGUAAAAACACAAAACAUUUAUGCGCACUUUAAUUAAUUCUUUUUGGCAAUCUGUAUUUUGUAUUGGUUGACAGGUAGGAAAAUGAAAAAUAAAAUUGGUUGGUUUUGUUAAUUUCCUGGUAGAAACACAGAAGUAGUUACAUUUUUUAGUACUUUAAUUCACUGUUUUGGCAAUGUGUAUUUUGUGUUGAUUGACAGGUCGGAAAAUGAAAAAAAUGAUAUUGGUGGAGUUUGUUAAUUUGUAGGUAAAAACACGGAAGGAGUUACGUUUAAGAAUAUUUUAAUUCAUUCUUUUGGUAAUGUGCAUUUUGUAUUAGUUUGCAGGUAAAAAAAAAAAGAUUGCAUUAUGAGUACUCUUUAUUAUAUUUUUGGUUACUUUUCUAUUUUUGUAUUGUCUUGCUGUUAGUAAAAACAAAAUAUGCUGUUAACUUAUUUAAUUUUUCACACCAUUAAUUUCCGUAAGCCAUCAACCUGUACCCGUGUGAGGUAAUAAUGUGCACUUGUGAUAACAUCUUACGUGCAAUAUUGAAUAAAACACCAUGAUAUUA
Molecule: messenger RNA, 9868 nt
Organism: Portunus trituberculatus (swimming crab)
Lineage: Eukaryota; Metazoa; Arthropoda; Malacostraca; Decapoda; Portunidae
Exons: 6
Coding region: 395-2347 (650 amino acids)
Biological process (GO): proteolysis
Molecular function (GO): protein binding; cysteine-type endopeptidase activity
Source: RefSeq, a predicted model, not a curated record